This is a messenger RNA of Fonsecaea multimorphosa CBS 102226, 906 nucleotides long. RefSeq lists its product as uncharacterized. Gene Ontology annotation, cellular component: endoplasmic reticulum; plasma membrane. The transcript has 3 exons. Lineage: Eukaryota; Fungi; Ascomycota; Eurotiomycetes; Chaetothyriales; Herpotrichiellaceae. Bases 1 to 906 code for a protein of 301 amino acids. The record is from RefSeq and is a predicted model, not a curated record.
AUGGGCAACGACGUCUUCCGACACAAUGGUUUCACCAACACGGUGACUACCAACAACCACAUCACUGCCGCUGGUAGUGAUUGGUACUGGACUGUUUGUUCGGUCAUGACCGUUUCCACCCUCGCCCUCAUGGCCCUGUCCUUUUUCAAGCAGCGAUCCCAGCGUCUGCUCUACUACAUCGCCGCUGGCCUCACUCUGAUCCCUGCCAUCUCGUACUUCUGCAUGGGUUCCAACUUGGGCUGGACCGCCAUCUUGGUUGAAUGGGUCCGCAGCGACCCCAACGUUCACGGCGACAUGCGCCAGAUCUUCUACGUCCGCUACAUCGAUUACUUCAUCACCUUUCCCCUCCUGUUUACCCUGUUGUUGUUGACCUGCGGUCUCCCCACCUCGACUCUCCUGUACACCCUGCUCAUGGGUGAGGUCUGGGUCAUUAUGGCUCUCGUCGGUGCUCUCGUCCACAGCGAAUACAAGUGGGGUUUCUUCACCUUCGGAACUGUCGCACUCUUCUUCGUCGGCUUCGCCCUCAUCUACGAGGGACGUGCUUAUGCCCGCGUUCUCGGACAAGAUAUCCUCCGUGUCUACACUGUAGUCUCUGCGUGGGUCGUCUCCCUCUGGAUCGUCUACCCUAUCAUCUGGGGUGUUUCCGAGGGUGGUAACGUCAUCCCUCCCGACUCUGAGGCCGUCGCUUAUGGUGUCUUGGAUAUCUUGAUCAAGCCUGUCACCGCUGCCUUCCUCAUCUGGGGCAUGCGCAACGUCGAGAUGGAGCGCCUCGGCAUCCACAUCCGCGAUGUCAAUGCCGCCCCAGGUACUGCUCCUGUGACCGAGAAGCAAGCUGAGGCUGCUGCCGCCGGCGAGGGUGUCACUGCCCCCGCCGCCGCCGAUACCACCGCCACCAGCGCUGUGUAA